GAGCUUGUAGGGGUUCUCGCGUUCGGUCGCUUUCGGGCCUCGAGGCUUGAGGCUCGAGCACGAUCACGAAGCUCUGGUCGCCGUCGUCAAAAGCUUUAAUGGCGAGUGAUGGGCGGGGCUCUGCAAGGAGCUCGGGUACAGACUGGCCUCGUACUGCCUCGGACAAGCGUCCAGACCAGGGCUCUGCCCAGUGUUGUAGCCUUGCAUCUUCUGGCGACGAAUUUGCACGAGAAAUCGUAGUGAUCUAGAGCUUGCAGGCAUCUUGCCAGGUCUGGUGUAUCUGGACGUCGUGUCCUUGACUUCUGUCCGUGAUUGCUGUUGCGAUACGAGGGAGGGACCCAGAUAAAAGGAGGUCAAAAGGACUUCGUACCAGACAUGGACUACCUCUCGCUAUCUCCCCGAGUCUCGGUCUUGGCUUGUAGUGCUGCAGUCCUACUGGAGGAAAGGAUGGUGGACGAUAGGAUUCAUCCUUCAAGUAAAGAAUCUAUGAUGAUGCUGUGUCUCGUGUUCGUUGAAGAUUUCGAACCUUAUUCUCCAAAGCUUCGACUCCGUGUGGUCGAUUGUGGCCAUCGAACCAUUAACUCAUUGUUGACAUAUUGUACAAAUGUCUAUCGCUUGACCUCGCUGACAGCCAUGGCUUCGUUUUCGUACCACGUCUCCCUUUGCCAUUCAUGACCAGG
Marchantia polymorpha subsp. ruderalis is the source of this 680-nucleotide messenger RNA. The record is from the annotation of a GenBank genome assembly. NCBI's taxonomy places the organism in Eukaryota, Viridiplantae, Streptophyta, Marchantiopsida, Marchantiales, Marchantiaceae.